Molecule: messenger RNA, 2570 nt
Organism: Williopsis jadinii
Lineage: Eukaryota; Fungi; Ascomycota; Saccharomycetes; Phaffomycetales; Wickerhamomycetaceae
Gene: ASE1
Product: Ase1p
Exons: 1
Coding region: 68-2479 (803 amino acids)
Biological process (GO): microtubule cytoskeleton organization; mitotic spindle midzone assembly
Cellular component (GO): cytoplasm; mitotic spindle midzone; spindle
Molecular function (GO): microtubule binding
Source: RefSeq, a predicted model, not a curated record
CAACCAACAAGAAGAGUUGAUCAAGAAUCAUCGUAUCGUCCAUCAUCUAACAAAAAUCGUCUUCAAUAUGGAUCUCGUUGCAACCUACUCGUCUCCGGGACGAGAGGCACAGGCCGACAACAAGAUCCCAAAAACCGGAAUGAUAAAUCUACUGUCAUCACCAAUGAAAGUGAAAUUGAAUUCUGGCAAAUACGAAUCAUCACCCUCACCGACUUCCUCAAAGAACAGAGGAAAUGAUGGUGACUAUAGCAGGCUUGCCAGUGAACUCACAAACACGUUGAGCAAGUUGGCCGAUAUUAAUACCACCAUCGGAUACAACAAAAACGAAUUACAAAACAAAGAAGAAGAACUAUUUGAUGCGGUGUAUGGUACGCUAGACAAGUUCAUUCAGGAUGCAGAGACUUACAAGAAUAGUCUCGAUAAGGAGAAUAACUCUACUAUUACAAUAUUGAGAAAAGUGCUUAGGACAAUACAAGACCCCACAGGGACCAGGACAAUACCAGAUCUUUACAUUCGGAAUCUUAUUCUGAAAGAUAUUCAAAACGAUGUGUCGAUGCUCAGUCUAAGGAAUUCGCUAUCUUCGAGUCUUGACUACAUAUUAACGGAUUAUAGGGAUCGUCUAUUCAAAUAUUUGGAAUUAUGCCAUACCCUUGACCUGCUACGUUCAAGAUGUGACGGUUUUAGCGUCACUAACCUUGAAAUACCACCAGGGGAGCAACGUCGACAAAUCCUACAAUUUCUGGAACAGCAUUCCUCGAUAAGUGACACUUUCCAGAUCCUAUUAAAUGAUCAAACACUCCUUCUUGAAACCUCACCUAUGAACGAUCUAUCAGAUGAGUGUCUCGAUCACUUGUCACGCAGUAUUACACAGUAUAACCAGGAGAUAUCUUCUAGACUCUGCAACUUGAGAAAACUCUCUUCAAGCAUAAUAUCCCUCUGGCAUGAACUUGAUAUAGAUCAUAAGACUGACUUUUUUAUGAUCUCGGAUAGGGUGUUUCAAUAUUCACAGUGCAAUGAGAAAUCAGAGUCUCUUGAUGUGUCUGUGGAUAUAAUCUCAGAAUUGAACAAGCUUCUUAAGGAUUUGGAGAGCGUUAAAUCAGAUCGCCUAGAACUGAUAAAUAACUUCAAAUCAAAGUGUGAGCCUCUCUGGGAAAAACUAGAACAAGAUCCACGAAUGAUUGAAGAGUUCAAAUCUUCCAAUAGUGACAUCUCAUCGAAGACUAUCGAAAACUACGAGAUGGAGUUGGCUAGAAUGGAAGCACUAAAGGCUCAGUUUCUGGAUAAGUUUAUCAAUGAUGCUAAAAUAUCAAUCGAAGAACUCUGGGACCAAUUGUGCUACUCCGAUUCCCAAAGGUCAAAAUGUGAGAUAUAUUAUAGUACAGACUGUACCGAUGAAGUUUUGAGCCAAUUAGAGGAGGAAAUCGGGAGAUUAAACAAAAUAUUAGCAUCAUACAAACCAAUCAUUGAUCUUGUUCAACAGUUUAAGAGCUUGAUUCAAGAUCGGACUGAACUAGAAGCCACAUCUCAAGAUUCUUCCAGGUUGUUAGCGAAGAAUUCGUAUAAAAUCCUCAUGGAGGAGGAGAAGACUAGAAAAAGGUUGGCUAGGCAACUACCUAAACUCAUUAGUGAGUUACGAGUGAAAAUAAAGCAAUAUGAAGAUGACAAUGAUGAAUCCCUUUCAUAUCUCGGUGCUGAUUUCCUAGAACUUUUAGAUGAAGAGCAAAAAAAAUUGGAAUCUAAAGGUAGAAGAGUGCUCAGUGGAACGUCAGCCAGAUCUCAACCACCUUCGCAGUCGAGGCCCAUCUCUAGGGAUCCUUCAAGAUCAGCAUCCAGAAUAACAUCUAGAGCUCCCUCCCGUGCCCCAUCAAGACCUGUAUCCAAGGCCCCAUCAAGAAUAUCAUCAAGGGCCACCUCUCCUGUGAAGAGUUCAAUAUCUAAUAUGAGAAAUCCAACAAAAGGUGUUCAAAAACCGGUAAGGAAACCAAUGUCUGCAAAUAAUUCCUCUCUGGGACAAACAAACCUGAGAAGCAGUCCAUCUAAAGUCGCUGGAUCUCUAACCAUCACGUCAGAUUUAACGAAGGAUAGAAGAUUACCAUCGCUGAAACCCCCGAUUAAGAUUACCAGAAGCACUAGUGCAUUCCAACCACGUUUGAUGAGUCUAUCAGAAACGAGUAACGGAUCACCUCCUAGACGAACCAGGCUUCCACCUUCGCCUCUAAAAGCUGGAAAUCAUAGCAAACUACCAGUUCUGGGUUCGAGGAAUGAAAAUUCACAAAAAGUUAUGACAUCGCCGUUAAAGUCGCUAUCGAAAGGGAUCAACUAUGAUGAUGAGUAUGAUAAUGGUGAUAAAGAGAAUAGAGAGGAUCUCACAAAUAGCGAUCAAGAGAGUACUAUGAUUGAUGACGAUACCUACUCCACCUGGAGAAAAGAACAGUUGAGAAAACUCAAUCAUCUUGUUCGAGAGAGUGAUACCUUUUGAGUAUUAAUAAUAAUGAUGUAUGAUUUGUUGUAUUAUAUUAAGCAAAGGUUCUGUAUGUACAUUAUACUGAAAUAACGGACAUUUUACACAC